Mesorhabditis spiculigera is the source of this 681-nucleotide messenger RNA. NCBI's taxonomy places the organism in Eukaryota, Metazoa, Nematoda, Chromadorea, Rhabditida, Rhabditidae. The record is from the annotation of a GenBank genome assembly.
AUGCUGCUCAAAUGGCUUUGCUUCCUACCAUUCAUUUCUUCGCUGCAAGAAAGACACAACAAGCUAGCGCACGGGAAAAUGGUCUGGGACCUGAAGGAAUACUAUUUUAUGGCCUCCCUUCAAGUCAAGGACAUUAAUGGGAAUUGGAUACCGAACUGCGGUGCGACAAUUCUGAACGCCGAGUGGCUAGUCACUGCCGGGCAUUGCGUGGCUGGAUUCGAUAAAAAGAAGCUUGCUGUCGUCGUUGGCACCGCAGAUUUGGACGAGCCGGAGCAUGGGCAAACCAUCGGUGUAUCCCAAAUCAUUGUCCAUGAGGACUUUGCGAUUAAGAUUGGAAAAACCAAAAGCGGGAAGCACAACUAUACCUACAAUGACAUUGCUGUGAUUAAGCUAGCCAAAAAGGUAAAAUUCGGCAGUGAGGUCGGGCCCGUAAAGCUCGUAAAGUCGGAGGACGGCAAAUUCCCGAAAUUCGGCCAAAAAGCGACGGUGCUGGGAUGGGGGCUCAAUGAGUUUGGCAGAAGAAGCUCACAGCUGGAGUACGCUUCGCAAAACGUGUACAGCAAAGAGACGUGCCUCACGGAGUAUCCAGCCGAUUUGCAGGAGAUGAUCGUCUGCGCCGGGAAGGAGUUCAAAGGACCGUGUCCGGGAGAUUCCGGGGGCCCGCUGGUCCUUCCGUAUGAG